This is a messenger RNA of Penicillium robsamsonii, 210 nucleotides long. RefSeq lists its product as uncharacterized. The transcript has 2 exons. Bases 1 to 210 code for a protein of 69 amino acids. Lineage: Eukaryota; Fungi; Ascomycota; Eurotiomycetes; Eurotiales; Aspergillaceae. The record is from RefSeq and is a predicted model, not a curated record.
AUGCUACAAAACUACAAGCUCAGCAACAGGCUUAGGAAGCUCAAUAAGUCCCGGUUCCUAUGCCUGCCCGUGGCUAAGAUUGGGAUUGGUAUUGAUUUGGACGAGCUAUAUAAUGCGCUGGAUCGGGACCCAUUGCGCAUGGGUUGGUUCGCUAAUGGCCUCUCUGAGGUUUGGCUGGAGAAAAGGCAGGAAGUAAUACAGGAAGUUUGA